AUGGCUGGAAGAGGGGGUAUGGACCCGCGCCUCGACCCGCGCCGAGAGCUCUACCUGCCCGCCGCCUUCGACGGCGCCUACGUGCUGCCCGACGGCCGCUACGGGCAGGCAGUCCCGCAGUAUGGGCCAGGCGGCUCGUGCAUCGGCGGCUCGCAGCCGAUGAUGCACGCCGUCGUCCACCCGCCUCAGCAACGUAUGUCGCGUGUGCGGCUGCAGGAUGCGGCCGGCAAGGACAUAUCGAUGGACGAUCUGCGGGACGGCGGCGACGGCGUCGGCUGCGAUGGCGCUGUGGAGGCCGCCGAGGCCGUGGCGGGCGACGCAGCGGCGGCGGGAAUGUGGCAGGUUGCGCCCGGGGCCAUGGCGCCGAUGGGCAUGGUGCCUCCGAUGGCGCCACCGUUCCUCGGCUACAUGCCAGGCAUGCAGCGCUGGCAGCACAUGGAGAUGGGCGCCGCGAUGCACCCUGGCAUGCAGCACCACGCGUAUGUGCCGAUGGCGGCGCACGGCCGCGGGUUCGAGCCGCCGGGUGGGUACCAGCACUCGCAGGCGCAGGCGGGACACCUCGCCGACGCCGGCCUGCCGGGGUACGGGAGGCCGAUGGCGGAGUGGAACCAGCCGCUGUACCCGCCGCCGCUGCCGCAGGACGACGGGGUUCGGCCCCACGCCCUGCCGCCACGGCCGCCACCGGCCGAGAGGCCGGAGGCGUCCUCCGCCGACGCGCCGCCGCGUGUCGACCUGGGGGCGGCGCGCCCGGACCACCCGCGCGUGGGGGCACUCUCCGGCGCCGACCCCUCCACCCUCGCCCGCGCUGCUGCCCUCUCCGCCUCUCCGCAGCACUCGGUCAGCGCCGGCAGCGGCGGAGCCUCACCCGUCGGCGCCUCACCCGCCGGCGGCGCGCUGCCGGGCGGCCUACCGGGAGGCGGCUCGCCCCUCACUCCCAUGCACCCAGGGCUGGCGGCCAUCCCGUCGCCGGCAGUCUCGCCCGCCCUCGCCCGCGCGCCGGCGGCGCACCCAAGCCUGCGCCCUCCGCCCGGCACGCCGCAAGACAUGACCGAGAGCCUGCGCGCGCUCGGGCUCGAGCCCAGCCCGGCGGACGAGACGGCUGCGUCUGCCGCGGCUGCCCGGCGGCUCCCCGCUGCCCCAGCCCCGGAGGGCGGUAAGGACGUGCUGGUGGCCGCGGGCGCGCCUCCAGCCAAGCCAGCACACUCCGGCAUGCCCGUGCCGGACGUGGCGCACGUGCCGCAGCUGGCCGGCCGCCCGACAGCUCCGCACAUCGCCCGCGAGGCCUUGAGCGCUCCCGCCGCGGCGGCGCGGGGGGCGGCGGCCGCUGCGCCGACCCCCGCGCCCGCCGCCGGCGUGAUUGGCGCGUGCGUCAGCUCGGACCCGGCGUUUCCUCCCGCGGGGCAGCACCUCUUGUGGGACGAGCUCGGGGGCGAGGGGCGCGCCGCGGCGCUCGAGCUCGGGUGGGAGAGGGUGUCGUGGAACUGCGGCGAGCGGGCGAGGGCGUGCGCGACGCGCUGGCGUGCGCUCCCGGUCGGCCAGCGGCGCGCAGCCUCUGUGCUCGGGUACGGGGAGGAGUCGUGGGACGCCGAGCUCGCCGCCGACAUAACGAUGCGCCAGCGGGCCGUCGCGCAGUCGGCUGCGCCGCAGAGCGACGCCGCCGCCAGGAGGGAGGCCGAUGCCGUGUCCUCGCCGACGAUGCUCGGCGCCAUCCGGACCGCACACGCCACGUACGCCAACCACUCCCUCGCCCACCCUUCCGCAGAGCCGGCCGCCGGCCGCGACGCCGACACGCCGUCGAGGCAGCGAGACGCGGGGCUGGCUAGGGACCCUUCCCCGCCGGAGGAGGCCCUCUCGCAGGGCGAGGGCGAGAACGGGGCGCAGGAGGCCGUGGGCGCGCCUCGCUGCGCAGCCAGGGCGGCGGAGGCGUCGGCCUCGAAGUGCGUCGACGGCGCCGUCGGAGAGGUGGCCGUCGCCGCCGCGGGCCGCAGCGUGGCGAGCGACGGCACCCGCGCGCAGCGGGCACGCGCGGACCGCGUCGUGGUGCUUCACAAGCCGACCCGAGACGCGAAGCUCGGCAUCACGCUCAAGGGCGGCGGCGGCUCGCCCACAGAGGUGGUCAGCCUCCAGCCCCAGAGCGUCGCCGCGGCGUCGGGCGGCCUCGCAGUCGGAGACGCCCUCCUCUCUGUCAACGGCACAAGCGUCACUUCGCACGAGAGCGCGACGGCGAUGCUGCGCGCCGCGAAGGGCGAGGUGCGCUUGCGAGUCGUACCUUCGCGCGGCACCACCGCCACCGCAAGCGAUAGCCCGCCGCCUCCGCCCGCCGCCGCGGCCAAACAGGGAGCGGCGACCCCCUCUCGGAGUGCGCAGCCACUCGAGAGCGGUCGGCCUGGCGACCCCGCUACCUCCGGCGAGCCGCUGCGGCUCGUCACGGUCAGGCUGUCCAAGGACGACGCCGCCGCCGUCGCGGGCGGCUUGCGCCUGGUGGGGCAUGCUGGCAGGCCGCCGUACGUCGCGCAGUUGUCGGGCAGCGCGGCGGCAGUGGCUGCGUCUGUGGGCGUCGCCGUCGGGCAGGCGCUCGUCUCUGUGAACGGACGCACCGUCAGCUCCGCUGCCGAGGGCUCGGCGAUGCUGGCCGCGGCCGUCGCGGGCGUGACGCUCGUCCUCGAAGACGAGGAGGGCGAGGAGGUGCGUGCGGGCGGCCGCUCCGGCGCACCGGGUGGUGUUGUUGCGGAUGGAGUUGCUGCGGGCGGUAGCGCUGCGGGUGACGUUGCUGCGAAGGCGCCGAAGGAGAAGCCGCGGCGGCCUUCCGGCAACGGCGCUGCCACGGAAGAGGCGGCGAAGGCGACGAAAGGCAAACCGGCGCCGCCGCAGAGCACCGGAGCGGCGGGCGGUCCGAAGGGCUCCAAGGGCAAGCCGACUCCUCCGCCGCCGUCGCACACCAGCGGAGCGGCCGAGGGCAGGCCGCGGCAGCCGGAGAGCACCGGCACCGCCCUCGCAGCUGCGGCGGCGGUAGAGCCGAGGGUGCAGGCGACGCCGCCAAAAGGCGCUGCGGCGGGCGACGGCAAGGGUGGCGCCAAGGGCGGCUCCAAGGGCGGCGGUUCCAAGGGCGGCUCCAAGGACAAGCCGACGCUGCAGCCGCCACAAGGCACCAGCUCCGGCGCCGCGACCGACGCGGCUGGGACGCAGGAGCCGGACAAGAAGCAGAGCAAGCCGCCCUCAAAGUCAAAGGGAGUGGCAGGAACGAGCACGCUGUCCACCCCCGUGUCCGCUCCCGCGGCGAGGCCCGGCGUGGCGGCACCCGCCGACAAGGCGAACGCGGCGGCGGCCAACGGCGGGGCCAACGGCGGGGCCAACGGUAACAACGGCGGUGCCAACGGUGGGGCUGCGGCAAAGGGGAAGCCCGCCUCCGCAGGCAAGGCGGCGGGCAAGGCGGCGGGCAAGACGCGUGCCGCGGCGGCGACGAGUGCAGCGCCGGCGAAGCCUGACAGGGAGGCCGCGCCCACGGCUUCCGCAGCCUCCCCGGCUGCCGCUGUUGCCGCGGCUGCGGCGACCAGGGCAACCCCGCUCGCGACAAAGACGAGGGCGGCGGCCAAGCCCUCAGGCGCGACGGCCGUGCCAACGCCGCCGCGGCCCGAUGAGCCGCCGCUCGUCACUCUACCGCCCCCGUCCUUCAGCGACGGCCGGGAGUCAGUGCCGGGCAUGGCAGACCUGUUCGACUGCGACGAGGCGCUCGAGCCGACGCCGCUGCCGCCGGGAUCGCCGGAGGACGCGCCGUCGCCUGGCCGCUUCGCCUUCAAGGAUCCACCGCCCUCUCGCGAGGAGGUGGAAGCGCAGCAGGGGGCGCCAGCUGAGGCUGCUGACGGUGGCGAUGCGGGCAGAGGGGGGUCGCUCGUGCCGGAGCGAAUGCUGGGCGUGGCCGAGAGGCUGCGCCUCCUCGACAGCAAGGAUGACGCGCAGGAGAUGGCGCGCCUCGGCAGCCUCGACCUGAUGGGGAUGACGGCGCAGGUGCGCGACAUCGAGCAGGUCGCGCUCGAGAUGGCACGCGACGAGGGGCGCGACGACUUUCGGGUGCGCGCGCUGCUGCGCAACAUCUCCGGCCUGUCGCCCGACGAGGCGCUCGCGGCGGAGCGCCACUCGCAGCAAGAGAGUGAGCGCUCGGAGCUCACCCGCGCCUCGCCCGCGCACGCACAAAUCUACACGGCGCAGCAGCGGCUGCAGUCCAUCAUGGGCCUGCCGCAGUGCGCGCGGGCGAGCUCACAGGAGAGCACCGACAGUCUGGGCGGCGUCCACACCACCGGGGGCGGCGACGACGGAUGCGCCCAAAUGGUCGCCACCAGCGGCGAAUCUUGCGCCGCGGCGGAGGCAGAGAGAGCCACGGCUGGCAUGGGAGCAGCACCAGUCGUGCAGCGCAGCGCAAACAGCUUGGCGGCGAAGCUCGCCUCGCAGCAGCAGCAGCAGCAGCGCCUCUCCGACUUGCGAGCCCGCCGGCUCGCGCUCGAGGGCCGGCUCGACCAGCUCUCCGCCGACCCGGUGCAGCAGCAGGCGAGCGUGGAGCGGCUGCACUACGGCCAGCCGUCGGGCUUGCAGUAUGUUUCCGCCGCGGACCCGCACGGCGCACGGCGUGGCGGCUACGGCAGCUUCGGCGCCGGCUGCGGCUCCGGGCCGUGCGCCGGCGGCUGCUAUCCUCCGGGCUACGGCGACAGCGUCGGCUUCACAGCGGCGGGCAGCGGCUACGCGCAGGCGGUUGGCUCGAGCGGCAGCUGCAUGGCGCCGCCGGUGAACACUGCGCCCGGCUACGCGCCCUCGCAGAUGGCUGCCACGUACGCAGCGGCGCGGCAGGUGUGGCAGCAGGCGCAGCCGCAGCAGGCGCAGCAGCAGCAGCAGCAGCAGGCGCAGCAGCAGCAGCAGCAGCAGCAGGCGCAUCCCGGCAUGACGCUGGAUCAAAUCCAAGCCAGGCAGCAGCAUCAGGCGCAGCAGGCGCGGGCGCAGCGGCAGCAGGCACAGCAGCAGGCGCAGCAGCUCGCACAGCAGCACGCGCAAACCCUGCAGCUGCAGCGAGCGGAAGCAGAGCUCGCGAGGCGCAGCCAGGCGGCGCAGGCCCUCAAGCAGGGCUUGGCGCCGCAGCAGUACGGCUUGCCGCCGCAGGCCGUGACGUCCCAGCCGCUGGGCUGGCGCCCGCCCUCUCCCUACCCGCCGUCCAGUCAGGCGGGCUUCUCUGCGCAGGGCCAGCACGCUGCUCUGUCGCCCGCUGCCUCCCCACGGCCCUCUCCUCACGCCGCGCCGCAAAACCUGGCUACAGGCACCGUGCCCACCUGCUCCUCCGCGGCACGUCCGACCGGGGUCGCAUCCGCCUUCAGCCUGACGUCCGGAGCGCCGUCCUCCUAUCCGCCGCCGCGCCAGCCAUCGGGUCAGGGUCAGCCCCCGCUGUUGCCGGGCCAAAUGCAGCCGCACCCGACGAUGAGAUAUGAUGGUUGA
Emiliania huxleyi CCMP1516 is the source of this 5475-nucleotide messenger RNA. RefSeq lists its product as hypothetical. The coding region runs from base 1 to 5475 and encodes 1824 amino acids. Gene Ontology annotation, cellular component: synapse; cell-cell junction; basolateral plasma membrane. Gene Ontology annotation, biological process: neurotransmitter secretion; protein localization to basolateral plasma membrane; maintenance of epithelial cell apical/basal polarity. Gene Ontology annotation, molecular function: protein binding. Lineage: Eukaryota; Haptophyta; Isochrysidales; Noelaerhabdaceae. The record is from RefSeq and is a predicted model, not a curated record. The transcript has 13 exons.